Molecule: messenger RNA, 1987 nt
Organism: Odocoileus virginianus texanus
Lineage: Eukaryota; Metazoa; Chordata; Mammalia; Artiodactyla; Cervidae
Source: RefSeq, a predicted model, not a curated record
UAUGAAUACUUCAAUGCCGUGCUAAUAAAUGAAAGGGACAAAGACGGGAAUUUUUUGGAGCUGGGGAAGGAAUUCAUCUUAGCCCCAAAUGACCAUUUUAAUAAUCUGCCUGUGAACAUCAGUCUGAGUGAUGUCCAAGUGCCAACGAACAUGUACAACAAAGAUCCAGCAAUUGUCAAUGGAGUUUACUGGUCCGAAUCCCUAAACAAAGUUUUUGUAGAUAACUUUGAUCGUGACCCAAGUCUCAUAUGGCAGUACUUUGGAAGUGCAAAGGGCUUUUUUAGGCAGUAUCCAGGGAUUAAAUGGGAACCAGAUGAGAAUGGAGUCAUUGCAUUUGACUGCAGGAACCGAAAAUGGUACAUCCAGGCAGCGACUUCUCCAAAAGAUGUGGUCAUUUUAGUGGAUGUCAGUGGCAGCAUGAAAGGGCUCCGUAUGACGAUUGCAAAGCAAACAGUCUCGUCUAUUUUGGAUACGCUGGGGGAUGACGACUUCUUCAACAUAAUUGCUUAUAAUGAGGAGCUUCACUACGUGGAACCUUGCCUGAAUGGAACGUUGGUGCAAGCCGACAGGACAAACAAAGAGCACUUCAGGGAGCAUCUGGACAAACUUUUUGCCAAAGGAAUUGGAAUGCUGGAUAUAGCUCUGAAUGAAGCCUUCAACAUUCUCAGUGAUUUCAACCACACUGGACAAGGCAGCAUCUGCAGCCAGGCCAUCAUGCUCGUCACCGAUGGGGCAGUGGACACCUAUGACACUAUCUUUGCCAAGUACAACUGGCCAGAUCGAAAGGUUCGCAUCUUCACGUACCUCAUUGGACGAGAGGCUGCUUUUGCAGACAAUCUCAAGUGGAUGGCCUGUGCCAACAAAGGAUUUUUCACCCAGAUCUCCACCUUGGCUGACGUGCAGGAAAAUGUCAUGGAAUACCUCCACGUACUCAGCCGGCCCAAAGUCAUCGACCAGGAACACGACGUGGUGUGGACCGAAGCGUACAUUGACAGCACUCUCCCUCAGGCACAAAAGCUUGCCGAUGAUCAGGGCCCUGUCCUGAUGACCACGGUCGCCAUGCCUGUGUUUAGUAAGCAGAAUGAAACUAGAUCGAAAGGCAUUCUUCUCGGUGUGGUCGGCACAGAUGUCCCAGUGAAAGAACUUCUGAAGACCAUCCCCAAAUACAAGUUAGGGAUUCAUGGCUAUGCCUUUGCAAUCACAAAUAAUGGAUAUAUCCUGACGCAUCCAGAACUCAGACCACUGUACGAAGAAGGAAAAAAGCGGAGGAAACCCAACUACAGUAGUGUUGACCUGUCUGAGGUGGAGUGGGAGGACCGUGAUGAUGUGUUAAGAAAUGCCAUGGUGAAUAGAAAGACCGGGAAGUUUUCCAUGGAGGUGAAGAAGACAGUGGACAAAGGGAAACGGGUUUUGGUGAUGACAAAUGACUACUAUUAUACAGACAUCAAGGGUACUCCUUUCAGUUUAGGUGUGGCGCUCUCCAGAGGCCAUGGGAAAUAUUUCUUCCGAGGGAAUGUAACUAUUGAAGAAGGCCUGCAUGACUUAGAACACCCUGAUGUGUCCUUGGCAGAUGAAUGGUCCUACUGCAACACUGACCUACACCCAGAGCACCGUCAUCUGUCUCAGCUAGAAGCUAUUAAACUCUACCUCAAAGGCAAAGAACCUCUGCUCCAAUGUGAUAAAGAAUUGAUACAGGAAGUCCUUUUUGAUGCUGUGGUGAGUGCUCCCAUUGAAGCCUAUUGGACCAGCCUUGCCCUCAACAAAUCUGAGAAUUCAGACAAGGGUGUGGAGGUAGCCUUCCUUGGCACUCGCACAGGCCUCUCGAGAAUCAACCUGUUUGUUGGGGCAGAGCAGCUCACCAAUCAGGACUUCCUGAAAGCAGGAGACAAGGAGAACAUCUUUAAUGCAGACCAUUUCCCUCUCUGGUACCGAAGAGCUGCCGAGCAGAUCCCAGGGAGCUUCGUCUAUUCGAUCCCAUUCAGCACAG